This is a messenger RNA of Chrysoperla carnea, 2100 nucleotides long. RefSeq names its product TBC1 domain family member 14-like. Bases 95 to 2080 code for a protein of 661 amino acids. The record is from RefSeq and is a predicted model, not a curated record. The transcript has 6 exons. Lineage: Eukaryota; Metazoa; Arthropoda; Insecta; Neuroptera; Chrysopidae.
CAACAUGUCAAAAUAAAAAGAAUUCCUAUUAUUAAAAAUAUUUAAUUAUUUGUUGUCAAUGUCCUAAAAAACGAACGAAUUAAAUCUUAAGGAUAUGAAUAAUGAAUUUAAUCAAAGUAAUCAAAAUGUUUCAAAAUUGAUAAAUAAUCAAGAUGUGUUGUUUAGAAAACUGGAGAAAAAAGGUCAAGGCGAUGUGAACAAUUUAAAAAGUUUAAUUUCUUUAAACGAACAUCAAAUGGGAAAUCCACGAAAAUGGUUAAAGGCUGGCGAUGGAAUAUCAAGUGAUACGCGUAGUCAAAGCUUACCCGAUUGUCAUGAUAUCAAAUUAAAUGAUUGUGAUAUCUUGAAUGUAACAUCGAAAGAUGUCGAUGAAUCGUGGUUUAAUACUUGGCCAGAAAAAAUACAUAAAAGUUCUGAACAAAUAACUGAAUCUCAUACUACAAGUGGCUGUGAUAUUAACAACAAAAAUACUAAAUGUCGACAUUUAACUCUUAAUGAAGCUUUAGAUACCUUUAAAUUAGCUUAUAAUCCUAUUACAAGACAAUUACAAUUAGUGGAAACAAAUCAGAAUGAAGUGAAUAGUGCUGAAGUUGAUUCAGUAUCAGAUUCAAUUAGUGCCGAAAAAGUGCAAACAACAGGUCAUCAUAGAACUAUCGGUGCAAGUUCAUUUUCCAGUACAGUGUCAACAUUGAGUGAUCCAUCAUCGUCAGGAAGUUUACUUGAUAACGAUGAUCAAAAUUCAAAUCAUUUAUCAACAAAACCUAAAAAGAAAGGUUUUUCAGAAUUUUUUUCAAGAAAAGUGUUUUCUUCAACUGGUUCCUGGCGAUUAUUUGGAAUGGGUAGAUCAUCUUCAAUUGAAUCGAUAACAAGUACUUCCGAAAGUUUGGUCGCAAGUUCGUCAGCAUUAAUUCAACAUAUAAGACCGUCAACACUACCUGCAAAAGACUGUGAUGAAGAACGCAGGCAUCGUGACGAAUACGAAGCUAUACUUCAAGCAGUAAAAAAGCGUGAUAUUGAAAACACAAAACAACGAAAAAAGAAACAGGAAAAACAAUUGAAACAAGAAGAUCAAUUAUCAGCAGCUGCUAAACAAUGGGCUAAUCAUAUACUACCUUCGUGGGAUUCAUUAUGUAAUCAAAAGAAAACUCGUGAAUUAUGGUGGCAAGGUUUACCUCCUAGUGUACGAGGUCGUGUAUGGAUCUUAGCAAUUGGAAAUGAACUGAAUAUAACAGCUAAUUUGUAUAAUAUAUGUUUAGCUCGUGCACGUGACCAUUUACAAACAUUUGAUAAUGAAACAGACUCUUUAGAUAAAUCAAUUGUGUUAAAGCGUAGCACAUCAACGAAUACAAAAUAUCAAAAUAAAAUAUUUGAUGAAACGAAUCAAGAAUCAAGUAUGAACGUAAUACAGCUUGAUAUAUCACGGACAUUUCCAAAUUUGGGAAUAUUUCAAGAAGGUGGACCUUAUUUUAAUAUAUUACAUGAAUUAUUAGCAGCAUACGUGUGUUAUCGCCCUGAUGUUGGCUAUGUACAAGGCAUGUCAUUUUUAGCAGCAAUAUUAAUAUUAAAUAUGGAACCUGUUGAUGCGUUCAUUUGUUUUGCAAAUUUAGUGAAUCGUCCACUAAUGUUAUCUGCGUUCACAGUGAAUCAAACAAAUUUACAUGCAUAUUUUGGUGUUUACAAUGAAUUAUUAAAAGAGAAUUUACCAAAAUUGUAUAGCCAUUUUUUAAAUGCAUCAUUAUCAGCUGAUUUGUAUCUUAUGGAUUGGAUCUAUACAGUAUUCGCCAAAGCUAUGCCUUUAGAUCUCACAUGUCGAGUAUGGGAUUUAUUUCUACGAGAUGGUGAAGAGUUCAUCUUUAGGACAGCAUUAGGAAUUUUAAAUUUAUAUCAAGAUACACUACUGAAGCUAGAUUUUUUGGAUGGAGCGCAAUUUUUAACUCGUCUUCCAGAUGAUAUGUCAUCAGAUGAACUAUUUUGUAGCAUAAAAUCAAUGAUAGUAAGUUCAAAUAAACGAACCUUUAUUCAACUUUUAGAUAAAUGUAAAGAAUCAGUGUCAUUGACAUCAACAAAUAUUCAAUCAUAACAUUUUCUAAAAUCGUUAAA